CAGUUUCGUUAGGCUGAAACAACAUUUGGCGGCGACUGAAUCGUCGCGAUGGGGAUGGUUGAGGUCAUAUUGAGGCUGCUGUGUCUCGCCUGUUUCUUAUCUGGAGCAACGCCUACAAAGACAUAUCGGUUGGCUAGCAGUGCGCUGCAAAUAUCGCCAAGUGUCGGCACGUUUCCAGUGCUGCCUUCGGUGCUGGUACAAGGCGAAACGUUGGCGUCACUUGUGGUGUCGCUCACCACAUCGGCAACGAUCUCAGUGGUGGCCAACGUGAACGCCAACCAUUCGUUUGUGAUAUUGCCGUCGGCUUCCCUACGAGGGUUAUCUAGCCCCCAGACGAUUUCGAUUUCGGUUCAAGGAGGGGAGAAGGACGCUACUGGCGUAUACACUAUUCGCUUCACAUCAAUGACCACCAACGAAACCCUCUACAGCUCCCAAGUCACAGUCGUGCCCCCCCCUCAAGCGUACUCUGUACAGGAGGGAGCGUGGACAGGCACCACGUUGGCCUCGGAUACGUUUGAUGCAUUACCCUUUGGAGCGAUUCCCAAUGCAUCCACGUCAAUUUGGACGGCUAUUGAGCACGGGUUUGCUAGUGAUACCUGUGGAAAGGUCGGCUCCACGGGCAAUGCAUUGUACUUUACCCACUUGGGCAAUCGAAUGGCAUCCACAACCCCGUUCGACUUGAGAGGCAUCGACGCGCAGUUGUCGUUUGCGUACAUUUAUGGCCAUCUCCCCAACGAAUCGUACGACGGGUAUGGCAACAACACGUUGUCUUGUGAACAGGUGCAGCCAGGCGCGGAAGUCAGCGUUGAAAUCAGCCGCGACAACGGAACCACAUGGCAGCGUCUCGUGACUAUCCCCCUAUCGUCGCCCCCCGUGACAAUCAUGCAAACGACAUUAUUGCCAUUGCCAUCCUCGUUGCCGUCCUCCUUGUUGACAAAUGGAGCGGUUUUUGGCACGCGCACCACGUCGUUUCGAUGGAUUCAGCAUGCUCACACCAGUACCCGCGUCGGGGCCAUUCAAGGAACGCGGUACCAAUGGCAAUAUCGAAACUUAUUCGACCAGUGGGCGAUCGACAAUGUGCUGCUAACUGCACGGGUGCAACCUCCCAAGUUGUUGGCUACGACAGCGACAUCUGGCCGAGACGCGUUGACUGUCCAAGUGAUCACGUCAUCGUCGAAUGGAGUGGUGCUAACGACCGUGGGGGAUGGGUCGCACGCGUUUCCAGUAUGCCCUUCGAAUGCCUCCACCGCCGUGGCAUCCAAUGCUACAGUGACGCUACGCACCACGGGUUUCAUACACGCAGUCACGUGUUGGCGGGGCAGCCAAAGCUACGGCUACCGGUCCCCUCGCCUCUACAUCCAAAGUCCCCCCCCUACAUUUCAAAUCACGACGACUGUCAACCAAACGUACGUGAUUAAUGUGACCAUGCCUCGCCCCAACAUGCAGCUCUGGUUCACAUUUGGAACGGGCAACGACAUGCCGAGCUGCACUUUUGGAUCGUAUUUGAACGUGACCAGCGGGGUCACGGCCACGAUGGACGUGGGGAGCAACGGGGUAUUGAGGGCACUGGCGUGCGGUCGAGGGCUCGUGGGGAGUGAAAUUGUGACCCUGCCGCCGUUUGUGGUGCAGCCCAAAGCCCCUGCGAUCGCACUUGUCGCGCCGGUAUCUGUUACUUCCACCGCGAUAUUCAAUAUCUCCGUCUCCACCGAUGCUGUCGACUCGACCGUGUUGGUUCGAACGUUGGUUUCCACUGACACAGACACUAGCCGCCCUCCAUCUUGCCUCACUGCCACCAACUCGACAAUGGCCGUGAGUACGUCGUUUGUAGCCAUUCAACCCAGUCAACGGGUGGUCGCCGUGGCGUGCUGCAGCUCCACGUAUUGCAACGACAGCACUCCUGUCUACUUUGGCCCGGUGGACGCCAGCUGUGCUCUGCCAUCGUUAGCCACUCGUUGCAGCACUACCACCAUGCGUACUGUCGUGGCUAUGUUGACCCCUGGCACCACCGGCGGCAUCGUCAAGUAUGCAGUGUCUGCCAGCGCCGCCUUGACUUGCUCGGAUGCGUGGCCUACGUAUAGGUCACCGCUGGCGCUAGUGCCUCCAACCUUGGCUGGUACGGCUGUCGUCGUCAAAGCCAUCACGUGCCUCGACGGGCUCCGAGCUAGCGAUCCGCUGGUUACGACCGUCGCGGUAGACAUGUGUUGUGCAGGCGCGCUGACGUUCCCAUCGUCAUCGGCUCAGCAAACGUGCAGCCAUGUGCUACUCUUUCGCGACGAUUUUAUCUCAUGCAAUUGGACCAAGUGGAUGAAAUACACGACUCAAUACGGCGGGGAUAAUAUCAACGGCGGCGUCCACAGUGACAAUGUCCAGUGCCAAGAUAACACGACCGGGUUUAACGGAGCUUCGACGUUGAGUUUGGCCAUACACGGAGAUCGAUUCACGGGGAGUACUCCCAUAGGCGUCAUGUUACAAGCUGGUGGUGGCUCGGUUACCCCGAGACUCCCCACGACCCCCCUCGAAGGCUGGAUGUUGCCUGGUGUCCACUCGUUUCCAUGCAGCAAUGCCCCGAGUGGCACCGUCACAUGUGCUGCACGUCGUGUCGGUGCAGCGGUCUCGACGGUGGACUCAUGGAACGCUGGGGUCGCGAGCUUUCAGCUUCAAACAUGCCCUUCGUUUGGGGUAGUCUCGGAGGUAUGGGCGCUCGACAUGUCUGGUGUCCAGGCGGCGGUGGCGGCGUCCCCAGCCUUGCCCUAUGCUGACCUGUGGCGGGCGUCACUAAACCAAGAACGCACGGUGCCAUACGUUCAAUUCAGCUUUGGCCCCUCGAUAACCGAUACCCAAGUGCACAGCUUUGUGUUGCAGUGGAAUCGCACCGCCGGCCGCGCGAAUGUGUACCGCGACGGCCAGCUGAUCCGGAAGCUGCGUGCUCUGCCGGCCAGUCCGGACCCUGCCCCCCUGACGUUUCACUCAUGGGUGCCCAACGCAUGGGCUGGCGAACCCCGUUUUGAUUCGUGCUCGACCCAAGUUAGCAACGUCCAAGUGGUCAAAUUGGAAACCGCCGCGAAUCGCUGGUGCGACUGGGAAGACGCUGUGGGGGGUGGGGGUGGUGUCGAGUGCGACAGUGAUGCCACGUGUAGCCAAUGGAUGACCACCGCAUGCUUGAUGCCCGUCGCGUCUGCUGUGUGUGUUAACAACACGUGUGUGUUUGGGUUACAUCCGCAGUUUGCCUCGCCUGCCGUCAAGGCGGCGUCGGCCUUUCAUAGUUUUACGUGAUAUAUGGGGCCACGCACUACUUGUACACUAGACCACUGAUAAAACCCAUCGUAAUAAUACUGUAUUACCACGAGUAGAG
This is a messenger RNA of Aphanomyces astaci, 3352 nucleotides long. RefSeq lists its product as hypothetical. The record is from RefSeq and is a predicted model, not a curated record. The coding region runs from base 49 to 3273 and encodes 1074 amino acids. NCBI's taxonomy places the organism in Eukaryota, Oomycota, Saprolegniomycetes, Saprolegniales, Verrucalvaceae. The transcript is spliced from 7 exons.